AUGGUAGAAUCAUCUGAAGAAAAAUUACGAAAAGUUAUAGUACUAGGUGGCAUCAGAGAUGACAUUUUCAUCAACACAGACUUUAAUGAAUUUAUGUACUGCAUGUGCUUUUAUGACAUGUCUAUCACUUAUACGAUUCCCAAAGUUUAUCUGAGCUACUUAAUACCAUUAGCUGAAACCAGCAGUUACAUUUUUCUAGAGUUAUCCGCACGUAGGGUUAAUAAAAGUGAAAGUUUAGAAAAAGUGAAGAAGGUGAAGAGAAAAAACUCCGCUGAGGAGUUAAAAUGGGAUCCUGCUGGAUUUGAAACGAUUCAUCAUCGCUGCCCCGCAACCCUCAUAACGUCGGGAACAAAAGCGAAGUUGGCACCUGCUUUGGACAAGUUAGAACUUCCCAGGAUCGAGGGUCGCGGAGAAGCCUGGUUGCACGUGGCGGCGUGUCCGGACGUUAAAUCGCCUUCGGGAGUUGCCCCUGGAUUUGGGCACCGCGGGCGCGUCCACUUCGGGCCGCCCAACGUCCAGGGCUGCGUGCGGGGUCUCCCCCGAGAGGGGGCCCAGGAAUCCCCGCCAGCCCAGUCGGGGCUGCCUGCCAUAUCGGCGGCAGGGCCGACCGCGCGCCCCGGGGUCUCCCUGCCCAUGCCAGGACAUGCCGCCCCGCCUCCUUGCCUGCAUCACGUGGGCAGCUCUCCCCGGGGUCCUAACCGGAGCAGUCGCGCCUUCUCGCGCGCGGAGUGGAAGGGAAGUGGCGCUGCGGCGGACAAGCUGGGCAGUCCUUGCUGGCGCGAACAGCUGGAGGAGGGCACCGGGGCUUCGGAUUCCGCCCGUGGGAGGAAAUUCUCCGCCGAGGCCACCAUGAACCUGUUGCUGCUGCUGCUGACUCUCCUUCCCCCCUUCUGCCUUUCUGGGAUUUCGGGGAACUUAAAGGAAAAUGUCACCCAUACCCCCACUGUCCAUUUGAAUUCUUCACCAAUAAGUCAUGCUUCAACAACAGCAAAGACCAUCACUGUUACUAACGUCACCCAAAAAUCAACAAAUACCACAGUCCAUCCUGACGUGACUUCUAAGAUCACAACAAUCACCAGCAAGACCAUCACUGCUGCAAAUACUACCCAUGCCAUACAAACAGUUAAAUCUAUGCUACCUGCCAGUACAAAGCAUUCACCAACUGAAUCUGGGUUGCACAAUAAGACCAUUGCAGUUCCUGUAACUCGGCCACCUUCCGCUUUGGUGACAGAAGUUUCAGCAGUUCAAGGCACUCCAUCGGGGUUCAGUGCUGGCAGCUUCAUUGGUGGCAUUGUAUUGACACUGGGACUUCUUGCCAUUGGCUAUAUUGGAUGCAGAAUCUAUCACACAAAAAGAGGUGUUCAGUACCGAACCAUUGAUGAACAUGAUGCCAUUAUUUAAAGUCUGCAUUGAAAAGACAGAAAGUAAACAUCCGUACACGUACUCCUGCUUUUAGGAACACUUUCUCUCUGGGAAACAGGCUUUAAUGAAAAAAUUAUCUGAUUUGAUGUUGACUGUUUCAUCCCUUUUUUGACAUGCAUUUACCUGCAAAUCUGAGGAACUCCAUAAGGACUUUGCAUACUUCAGAUUACCUUCAGUGAAGUAUUUCAAGGAAUUGAAAUUGGCACCUGCUUUUAAUCACUCUCUUUUGAAAACUGUUGAAGUAAACAUUGUUACCGCUUAGCUCUUAUCUACAGAAGAUUGGAGAUGACAAGUCCACAACAGAAUACAACUUCUAAGUGUUGAGUUCUGAACCUUUUUCCUUCUGACAUGUUUUAAUCUCCAGUCUUUUCAUUCAGGAAAACAAAUCAGACGUUGCUGGACAAAUAAGAGUUUCCUUUUCAGAGGUGUCACAAUAACAGUUCUUCCAGACCAUUUGUGUGAGAUUUGUUUGGAAUAUUGUUUCUUUAAAAAUAUGGGGAAAUUCAAAGAUUGUAUUUGCCUUGUUGGAUGUUUAAGAAAAAAAAUUUUUUUUUACUUUGUGGUUCCAGAAAAACAAAUGUAACAGGUAGGAUUGCAAAGAUGGAUUUGAAGCUUUUGAGGUGGUGGGUUUUCAUUGUGUUUUAUGCAUUUUAAAACUUGAGAAAUGAAUAGAAUUAUCCAUGUUUUGAAGCAGAUUGAUAUAAAGUUAGCAUCUUCAGAAGACUCUUUCACAAAAAGGGAGGCCAAAGUCUCUUUCAAUUUGAAGCCAUUCUGGAAUCAUUCAGUUGGGUUCCAUCUAGUGAGAUCUGUUCAGUUCAAAGUCACCAUGUCAAAAAUCAUCCUGUAGGUCAUAUGAGUGAGCUCUUAGACAAGGGACUGUGUGACUAAUCUGCUUAAUACAUAUAAUUGUGUAAUUACUACAUCAUCUGUAUUUACACUUUCACAUGAAAGUAGAGAAGCUGGUUAAGGAAUAAAAAUCCACAACAUUUC
Messenger RNA from Candoia aspera, 2412 nucleotides. It is a transcript of the gene TMEM123, whose product is annotated as transmembrane protein 123. The transcript is spliced from 6 exons. Bases 1 to 1401 code for a protein of 466 amino acids. Gene Ontology annotation, cellular component: cytoplasmic vesicle. The record is from RefSeq and is a predicted model, not a curated record. Lineage: Eukaryota; Metazoa; Chordata; Lepidosauria; Squamata; Candoiidae.